UCGAGGAGUUUAUAUUUCUCGGCCAUGAAGCUGAUUACAUAAGGCACACACGCGCAGUAUUGCCUGGUACUCGCCGACGAAUUCGACUAAUAAGUUAGUAAUUGUCUCCUCUCGCCGACCAUAUUUCCCGACUUCCACCUACACAGCCAAUCUCUAUCCAGGAAUAUCGUUGGCUUCAGUCACAAGCCCUGCGUGGUUUAUCGAGCCUAUCGGAUGACCUCCGACAGGGUCAGGGCUGACACCGGAAAAAGUCGACCGGUACUUUGACGCGAACAUCACACCAUACUCAUUCUCCGUCGCAGCUUGAAAUCGAACAAUCCAACUCUCAAGAACUUCUCCGUUAUACGGAUAUAUUGCAUGAAAGAUGAAGCGCCGUCCUGAUCGGCCUCGAGGUGAGUGAACAUUGCGCUGAUGGUUUUGGAAAGACAUGGAAUAAGCAAAGUCGGACCUUUCGUGUUGCCAAUUGACCAAACACGCAAAGAUCUUAUGACCCUGGAAGAAUCCGGAAGCGCCAACAUGAUCAAUGCACGUCGACCUUGGCGUAGAAAAGAUUGGGCGGACCGCAACUAUCUAAUAAAUCUGAUACUCCGGCGCCUCCAAGUCGCCGACUCCCCACAGCUGGGCACCCGCGGUGAGCACGUUCGAGGCCAAUGAGAGGACUUCUUAUCACGAUCUACAUCCGACAGGGCAAUGUGUAUAAAGUCAUGACAAGUCGCAGCUUCCGGAGCUUCAACGUGUACCAACGAUAAACAAGCGGCAGCAAUGAACCAUCCUCAACAGUCCUGCACCCGAUUUCUCUCAUGUCUCUAACGAGCGCAACAAGUACAGCCGCUCCGAGCCUCUGCUCGGUUGCCUCUGCAGCCAAGCUUGGAAGCACCGUCGCGCCUCUUUACCAUGCUGGCAGUACUAUUCCCAAGCACCAGACGAACUUCAUAACCGCUCAAGGCACCGCAUCACCCUUUACCAGAGAACCUCAGUACCGCCAUCAUUCGACAAUAAAUCUCGCCCGCCCCGGCGGAACUUUCCCCAUCCGCCGUUACAACGGAUUUGCCGAAAAGACGUCGUCGACACCAGCACGAUGUUUCUCCACCACAAGCGUCUCACGGCUUCGUGACUUCUUUCCGUCACAGGAGACAAAGUACAUCCGGCAGACACCAGCGGCGUGGCAACACCAUGACUUUUCGGAAGAGGAAAUGCUCAACGUCACUCCAGCUCACAGAGAACCCAGAUCCUGGGGUGACUGGUCGGCAUGGAAAUUGAUCAGAUUCUGCCGAUGGGGCAUGGACCUCGCGACGGGUCUCAGAGCAGAACAGCAAUCCGACAAAUCCAAGCCCACCACAGCAAUAGUUGCCAGCAAACCCUUGACCGAAGCACAAUGGCUCGUGCGGUUUGUGUUUUUGGAGUCCAUCGCGGGCGUCCCCGGCAUGGUCGCCGGUAUGCUCCGCCACCUCCGCUCCCUCCGCCGCAUGAAGCGGGACAACGGGUGGAUCGAGACGCUGCUGGAAGAGUCGUACAACGAACGCAUGCACCUCCUGACGUUCAUGAAGAUGUGCGAGCCGGGCUGGUUCAUGAAGACGAUGAUCCUCGCCGCGCAGGGCGUCUUCUUCAACGCCCUCUUCUGCUCGUACCUCGUCUCGCCCAAGAUCUGCCACCGCUUCGUCGGCUACCUCGAGGAGGAGGCCGUGCACACCUACACCCGGUGCAUCAAGGAGAUCGAACAGGGCCUCCUGCCCAAGUGGAGCGACCCGAGCUUCCAGAUCCCCGAACUGGCCGUGCAGUACUGGCACAUGCCCGAGGGGAGACGCACCAUGAGGGACCUGAUCCUCUACAUCCGUGCCGACGAGGCCGUCCACAGGGGUGUCAACCACACGCUGGGCAACCUGGACUACAAGGAGGACCCGAAUCCGUUUGUGAGUGACUACAAGGCCGAGGCGAAAGGUCACAAACCGAACGCCGUCGCGAGGGGGACGGGCUACGAGCGUGAUGAGGUCAUUGGUUGAUGUUCACUCGGGUCUUUGACUGUACGCUGUUCUUGGGGAGAUGCCGAUUACCACGAUACUUCCUUGCUGCUGUAGAUUGCCUGAAUAAUGGUAAAGUAGAAAAGUAGAACAGAAGAGAGGUCAGGAAUUUUUUUUGGGCCCGUAUCUUUGAGAGUUUCGGUACCUGACUAGCGCUCUCAACAUCCAUGAUCCAUGUCUCAAAGCAGGGAAUGUGUGAAGCGGCAAGUACCGGCGUCAAGACCUGAUAAUUGACGAAUUAUCCCCCAAGGGACACCAUCUAGAACACUAGCCGAGGAUUGAGUAAGUGAUUGGGAGUGAUAUUUUUGCGGGGGGAUAUCAACCCGUCCGUCUUGAUCGGGGGAAAGCUCUCCUCGCCGCGAGGCGACGUCUUAUCGCCCUCGACUGGCUCUAUUGACUUGGAUAUACAUGGUUACGACUGCGACAGUGUUGCAUGGAACGACGAUGAAUUUCUCUUGCGGACGUCGUUGCCAGUCGCAUGUGCUUCGGAAGGCGAUCGACUACUCGGGAAAUGUUACUGGAACGCCAUGAGCUCAUUGUACGAGCUGACAACAAAGGGACAACAAGGGUUGACUGCCAGUGUUGUCUUCGAUUUGAUCAGUAGAUUUCUGUUACUUUCCAGACGCGCAGUGGCCAACGUUGGAGGAGUUGUCGAUGAUGGGAGAGAAUGCCGCGCUCCUCGUCGAUGUAGUAGAUGGGAUCAACACCAAUUUUGACACCACCUUGGUCGGUCAUUUACGAUCCAACUGACCGUGGCAAUGACGGUUGUGUAGACAAUGUCCCUUGCAUUCCCUUCAAUCGGAAUCGUUGUGCAAAAGAGCACCCAGGAUGGCGGCAAACCUGCGUGCGAUUUCCCAAUGUCCGAUCCGUCUGAGGAGGUCGGUCAGGCCACACAAGGCGGCAUUGAUCUCGGCCGUCGUGGGAAGGCCGUGUUUGUAACCGUUCACUUGAAACAGCAACAAGGCAGGGUUAACGCCCAACAGUCUGAAUUCGGGAAAGUCCAGACUUUCCGAGGUCGUGACGGCCUUGUUAUUGUUACCAUUGUUGCCCGUGCCGUCACCGGCGCCACCGCCCCGCGUGCCGAAACGAGUGUAACAGAACCAGGCGAUGCCGGCCCUGAACAUGGCGCGGGGCACGUGGAUGGCCGGUUCCGAACCCAAGGGGAGGUCCUCGAGUUUCUUGGCGAUGAUUGAGCCGUGGAUGACGCAUCGCUUCGCGUCGUUGGAGUCUGCCCAGUGGGUGAUGGCGACGCGGUCUUCGGCGGAGAGCUGGGAGCCGUCGCGGCCGAUGGCCCUUUCCAGCAGGUCAAAGUCGGCGCAGAUGGACAUGUAGGCGAGGUGCCAGAGGAUGAUCAUGUCCAUGUGGUCCGGCUUCCACGACGAGGUGCCGGUGCCGAGGAGGAAUCGGUUGAAGAAGGUGUUGAGGAGGUGAGAGAGGUCUUUCAUGGUGGCCGGGGAGGAGCGAGAGUCGAUGCGGUUCUCGACGAUGUUCACGCAAAUGCCCUCGAGGACCGUGUAGGCCGUGAAAUAGCUGGCCUGAGGGGUCGAGAGCAUGUCGAAGUCGACGUGGGCGUCGACGGAGGCCGGGGUGCUGUCGUCCAUUUCAAAAUUGCUGGGGUCGUCGAGGUAGGCCUGGCGCCACUCCUCCGCCUUGGACGCCAUGAACAUCUGGUUCGACGCCGCCACGGGCAGUUGCCGCGAGUUGUGCCGCAGAAAGGGCUCGUGGUGGAAGAUGCUCGCCAGCUCGGCGUCGUGGAUGUGCACGGCCAGCGCGAUUCGGAUGAGUUCUUCGUUCUUGGCCCACUCGCGCCAUUGCUUUUCCAGUUCGGCGGGACCGAGGCUGAGCAGCUCGAGUCCCCUCAUCUUCUUGGUCUUGAAGGUCGAGAGUCGUCGCGCCCACGAGAUCAGUGUGCCGUUGAACGUGUCCACGAUCGAGAGGUGCCUCGGCUCUCCAGAAAGCAGUCCGAAAGUCUGUCCGAUGAUGGCGGUCUGGAUAAGGGAAAUCUUUUCGUCCGUCCCUCGAGAUAUGAGGCGGUCCCAGUUGGCCAGGACGGCUUUGUGCAGGCGUUCAAAGAUCUGGACCCCUUGUCGAAUGGCGUGUGCCGAGCCCGUGAAGAGGCUGCCCACGGAGCAGAUGGACAACAAAACCAUCGAGUUCGCCUUUGAAGGGCGGAAAGUCGGCGCGUGGACCACGGGGAACACGGGGUGAAACUUGGCGAAAUAGGAUCUCACGCAGAGAUUUAGAAAGUCGGAUGACGGGAGACUCUGCUCCACCGAUCGGAUCAGCAGACUCUGAUGUAAAGUCUGACGGUACGAGUCGUCGACUUCGACGUGCGAAGCGGGCGGUGUCGCGGGUCCCGAAGGGAGAACUUCCUCUUGCCCUUCGUCGUUGGGGGUGAACCACAGAUGUUGCAUGUUAUCCACGGGUUUGUACGUGGAUGAACCGAACGUCGUAAACGGACUAUCUGGCCAACCGGGCCUGAGCUCCGCCAUGCUCGUGGCAAGGGGUGUGUCGAGAAUGCCGGUGUGGAACUCGAGGUCGGUGGGUACGAUCCAAGAAGGAAACUGAGCUUCGAAAUCGAGAGCGUCCAAAGAAGGAUCAAAGUUAUUAGGUAGGGGCUCUGAAAUAAAAUGUCCAGAAUAGCCAUCCUGUUGUUGCUGCUGCUGCUGCUGUUGUGGUACUGUCGUAUUUUGAUAGUCGGAGUUGCUGUGGCUGCCAAAAUUCGAGACAGGAAGGUUCAUGUGGGAGCCGCCCAUGCCGUUGAUGGACAGACUCUGCGGCUCUGAUGAUACUGAUGGUGCAGAGAGUGACAUUUCGGUGGUCGACACAGGUUGUUGCAUCGAUGCUGUUGUUAUUAUGGAAUCGGGUUCGACUGAAAUGCUGCUUCGAUGAUGUGGUUUAUCUUGAUUGUCGUGGUUAGAUGCGGCGUCUGAAUGGUCUUUUAAGUGCCGGAGCAAAGUAUCACUAUUGAAUUCCUGAUUAGCCUGCAAUUUCAACCCUUGAGGUGAGAAUUUCCUGGUAGGAGAUUGUAGCGACGUAUGGAAUGUAUGCAUGGUGCAACACUUCUGGUUGCGAUAUGCCAAAUUGAUUCCAGCGCCUGCAAAAGGUGACAGGCUGUUGAGAACCGAACAACACCAUGUCCAAUCUUUGUAGUACUUGACCUUAGCAGGACUGUCGCAAUUUGCAUGCCAUACGUCGCUACCUUUCCCUUCCCGACUUCACAUAAUGCUAUCGAAGUUGUGAUGGUAUCAUUCAAUGACUUACUGACGACCAUAUUUUCGCCCACACUUGGCACAUUUGAAGGGCUUUUCUUUGGUAUGAGACCUGAUGUGCCUCUCGAGGUGAUCUGUUUUGGCAAACGUACGGCCGCAAGUCAUGCACUGUC
Messenger RNA from Exophiala oligosperma, 5403 nucleotides. Its product is annotated as alternative oxidase, mitochondrial. The transcript is spliced from 3 exons. The record is from RefSeq and is a predicted model, not a curated record. Gene Ontology annotation, biological process: alternative respiration. Lineage: Eukaryota; Fungi; Ascomycota; Eurotiomycetes; Chaetothyriales; Herpotrichiellaceae. Gene Ontology annotation, cellular component: mitochondrion. Bases 801 to 2000 code for a protein of 399 amino acids. Gene Ontology annotation, molecular function: alternative oxidase activity.